CAACCUACAUCACUUCUCACUUCCCUCCUUUCUCUCUCUCACUCACUUUGCAAAGAAGAGUUAUAGCCAACAUGACAACCACACUCUCUUUGCUUUUCUUCUUCUUCUUCUUCUUUCUCCUCACUCCUAUCCUCAUUUUCUCUUCACCAGUUCAAAACCCUGAAGAGGUUGUUCAAGAGGUCAACAGGAAAAUCAACGCCUCCAUAGCUAGGCCUAGGAGGAGCUUGGGCUACCUUUCAUGCGGCAGCGGCAACCCCAUUGAUGACUGUUGGCGGUGCGACCCGAAUUGGGAGCAGAACCGGCAAAGGCUAGCGGACUGCGCAAUCGGGUUCGGAAAGAACGCCAUCGGCGGAAGGGACGGGAAGAUCUACGUGGUUGACGACGCCGGCGACGACGACCCGGUGAACCCGAAGCCAGGGACACUCCGCCACGCCGUGAUCCAAGACGAGCCACUCUGGAUCAUCUUCGCGCGCGACAUGGUGAUCCAGCUAAAGGAGGAGCUUCUGAUGAACUCCUUCAAGACAAUCGACGGCCGCGGCGCCAGCGUGCACAUCGCCGGCGGCCCCUGCAUCACCGUGCAGUACGUGACGAACAUCAUCAUCCACGGCAUCCACGUGCACGACUGCAAGCAGGGAGGGAACGCCAUGGUGCGCGCCUCCCCACGGCACUACGGGUGGAGAACCGUGUCGGACGGCGACGGUGUGUCCAUCUUCGGAGGAAGCCACGUGUGGGUCGACCAUUGCUCCUUGUCGAACUGCAACGACGGGUUGAUCGACGCCAUCCAUGGGUCCACCGCCAUCACCAUCUCCAACAAUUACAUGACGCAUCAUGACAAGGUCAUGCUCUUAGGUCACAGUGACUCCUACACUCAGGACAAGGACAUGCAAGUCACUAUUGCUUUCAACCACUUCGGUGAAGGUCUUGUUCAAAGGAUGCCAAGGUGUAGGCUUGGGUAUUUCCAUGUUGUGAACAAUGAUUAUACUCACUGGGAAAUGUAUGCCAUUGGAGGGAGUGCUAAUCCAACCAUCAACAGCCAAGGCAACAGAUUUGUUGCACCAGAUGACAGAUUUAGCAAAGAGGUGACAAAACGUGAAGAUGCGGCAGAGAGUGAAUGGCAGAGUUGGAAUUGGAGAUCAGAAGGGGAUUUGUUAGUAAAUGGUGCAUUUUUUACUGCUUCUGGUGCUGGAGCUUCCUCAAGUUAUGCAAGGGCUUCAAGCCUAAGUGCGAGACCAUCUUCACUUGUUGGUUCCAUUACAACAGGUGCUGGUGCACUCACCUGCAAGAAAGGUUCUCCUUGCUGAUAAUGACUCAUCCCAUUCAGUCCAAAAAGGAAAAAUUAAACAAGAUAUAUACGUAUAUGUCCCAAAAAAAAAAAAAAAAAGAGAAAAAGGGCUAGUAUAUGGUGGUGGAUCUCUAGCUUUUAUUCACUUUUCCUUGGAUUUCCAUAUAUCUCCACUAUUUUCGCCCUUUUGUGGGGGCUUCUUAGAUUGUUUUGUUUUUUUCUCUUCUUUUUUUAGUUUUAAUGAGUUCCUCAUGAUUACAACCUCCACCUGUUAUUCACUCUCUGAGAACCAGGUCAGUUGAAGAAUCUGGACGUAUUCUGAGAGGGAAACAAGUGAAGAAGAGUUGAUAUAUUAUCAUUAUUCUGUUAUAAUACAAAGUUUUGCCUAGGUUUUAUAUAGGCUUUUAUACUA
Vigna unguiculata (cowpea) is the source of this 1694-nucleotide messenger RNA. Its product is annotated as putative pectate lyase 18. Gene Ontology annotation, molecular function: pectate lyase activity. Lineage: Eukaryota; Viridiplantae; Streptophyta; Magnoliopsida; Fabales; Fabaceae. The record is from RefSeq and is a predicted model, not a curated record.